AUGUUCUUAGCCCAAUGCUUCAAUAUUGUCUAUACCAAUCUAUCGCUAAUGCAAAAACCGCAUGACGGCUUCGAACGCCGCCAAAGCUGCGGCGUUGGCCGGGAAAGACCGCAAGAUGGACGGCCCGAAGCCCCGCGUAAAGCCUCGCCAGCCCCGCUCCCUAUAAAUGUACUUGACGGCGUCGAUGUAGUGAGGAAACUUUUUCUCUGCCCGGAUCGGGCUGUCGGUCAUAAUCACCUGCUUCACCACAUCAGCAGGAUAGGCGAAGAUCCAAAACACUGUGGCCGACAACCCGCCGGCCCAGAAGUUGAUGGCAGGCCGCGACAUGGAAGUGUUUUCAGCAAAGUAGUUGGUGAAGAUCUCGUACGAGCCCCACCAAAAGACAAAGUUGGUGCGGAACACCAUGGUGCCAAAAAGCCCGGCGUACCAUGUGCGGGGCGAGAUCUUCCACAACUUUUUCGCCACGUCGAGUGGGCCCGAGUAUAUGCGAGACUUGGCGUCGUAUUGGACCUGGAGCCGGGCCUUAAACUGUUCGAUGGGCGCCGCAACAAAAGAAACAGUCCAUCCACUUCCAAGACCGGCAAUAAGAUGGCCGGCAAACGGAAGCUUUUUCUCUUCCGUGUAGACGUUUUCCAUCAACAAACGGCGGUACAAGUGGAGAGACCCAAGCAUCACCGAAUCCAUAAGCACCCAGCCCACCAAUGGAGGUGUGAAACCUUUGUAGAAACCUCGAAUUCCCUCGCUUCGAAAUGUCUGCCAAACACAGUCCAUGGGGCCUUUGAACCGGCCCUCGGAUGUCUGGAGACGCACUUUGACCGUAUCAAACGGAUGGCCGACGGCGUUUUUGGUCACUCCGGAAAACAUUCCAGCUAUGAAGCCAAGAUACUUUGGCGGGUGUUUUUCGUCGGACAUGGAUAUAGAGGAAAGAGGAAAGAGAAUUUAAAGGGAAAAUAA
This is a messenger RNA of Clavispora lusitaniae ATCC 42720, 954 nucleotides long. The record is from RefSeq and is a predicted model, not a curated record. NCBI's taxonomy places the organism in Eukaryota, Fungi, Ascomycota, Pichiomycetes, Serinales, Metschnikowiaceae.